This is a messenger RNA of Thermothielavioides terrestris NRRL 8126, 1429 nucleotides long. RefSeq lists its product as uncharacterized. Gene Ontology annotation, biological process: protein N-linked glycosylation. The record is from RefSeq and is a predicted model, not a curated record. The transcript is spliced from 4 exons. Gene Ontology annotation, cellular component: oligosaccharyltransferase complex; membrane. Bases 240 to 1103 code for a protein of 287 amino acids. Lineage: Eukaryota; Fungi; Ascomycota; Sordariomycetes; Sordariales; Chaetomiaceae.
CCGGAAGUGUGAUUCCAUGCCAAGCGCGGAAAGCUAAUGCUGCACUAACCAUGUUCGGUAUAGCUGGUUAAGGUUAUUUCAGUCUUGGCAGCCAAGAGACACGCAUGCACUAGCUUGAGCUUGGAGCUGAACAAGUGUCCAGAGUUUCGGAAGCAACUGCCGUCAGCCUUGCCCGCCGCCCAGCAGCUGCUCUCGCAACGGGCAAGCAAACACCCAUUCACCACAAACCACACGCCGAGAUGAGGUUCGCGCAAUCAUUUACGCCGGCUCUUCUGCUGCUCGCAGCUGGCGUUGCUCAGGCUGCGUCGGCGUGGGGAUUCGACGAGGGCAGCGUCUCGGUUGUCGGAAGGAAGUCGGGCGAGGCAGUCAAGGAGAAACUCAACGCCAGGGCUCCUCUCUCGAAGCCUGUCUCGCUCGGAAGCACCGACACUCUGAAGCUCAGCUUGACGGCGAAGGACAAUGGCAAGGCAAAGCGGCCACACCAGGCGUUCCUGCUUCUGCAGGAACAAGAGUCGGGCCUUGAGGCGCCUUUCCCCCUGACGGUGAAGGAGAACGGAAAGGCGGUUGCUCAGAUAUCGCACAAAGACCUCCCUGUCCAGCUGCUUGCCGCCACCAAGCCGCUCAAGGCAUCCGUCGUCCUCGCCUCCUUCGGCUCUGCUCAAGGGCUCGAUGCCCCCGUCUUUGAGCUCAAGAUCGAAACAGACCCGAACGUGCCGCCGCCGGCCUACGAGAAGCCUCUGCGCUACGGCAAGAAGCCCGAGAUCCAUCACAUCUUCCGGCCCGACCCCAAGAGCCCGCCCAAAGUUGUCUCGCUGUUUUUCACGCUGGCAGUAGUCGGCACGCUCCCGGCGCUUCUUAUUGGCUGGUUCACCCUCGGCGGGAACCUCAACCACCUCUCCAAGGCCAUUGGUGCGGCACCGCUGUCGCAUGCGACCUUCUUCGGGUCGAUCCUGGCCAUGGAGUUCGUCUUCAUCAUGUACUACACCAGCUGGACCCUGUUCCAAACUUUGCCGGUCAUUGCUGCGGUCGCUGUCGCGACGGUUCUUAGCGGCACCAAAGCGUUGGGGGAGGUGCAGAGCAGGAGACUGGCAGGAGAGCGCUGAGCGGCAGCUGGUCUGUGAGGCAACGGCGUUGAAGACGGCCCCAAAUGUGCGAGGCUGCGGACCCGGAAGCGACCUUGCUCUCUGGGCUCUUGUCUCGGUGGAGCUGGGGUCGGUGGCAUACCAAGCUUGUACAUGUGCUUCUGCUGAAAAUGGCGGGUCACUCGGGGGGUUAAAAGCGGGACGUUUGGUUCGAGUGGACAGAUGCAAUAUUUAUGGUGCAAUAGAUCAAAAGAAUAAGAGCGCCCCGUUGGUUUUGGACUCGCAGAAUCGCCUGCUCCAGCUUCCCUACAUCAAUUCAACAAAGCUUGCUCGUUGGGCUGGCCGCA